Insectozyma verbasci is the source of this 522-nucleotide messenger RNA. The record is from the annotation of a GenBank genome assembly. NCBI's taxonomy places the organism in Eukaryota, Fungi, Ascomycota, Pichiomycetes, Serinales, Debaryomycetaceae.
AUGUCAGAAGAUUACUCGGAAAUAUUAAACCCAAGUAUUGUAUCACCACCAAAAGAUCCAUCUUCAAUUCCAUCGCCACCGGGAUAUACACCAGACUUCAAAUCAACAAACACAACAACCACAACCAAAUCAAAAAAAGAAGAAGCACAUUUAAACACACUUAAAUCUAAGAAAAUAUGGGAGAUUGCAAUCGGUCCUGCAAAAUCUCUCCCAAUGAAUUUAAUAAUGAGUUAUUUCACUGGUAAUUCAUUACAAAUUAUUCCUGUUACUAUGACUUUAAUGUUAUUAUGGAAUCCAUUAAAAGUGAUAUUUAAUGAAACUGGUACAAUUUUUAAUAAAUUAGAAACUAAUAAGAAUAAAAAUGAAAUUAUAUUGGCCAAAUUUGUGUUUAUUAUUUGUCAAAUUGCUAAUAUGUUAAUUGGAAUUUACAAAUUGUAUAAUAUGGGUUUGAUACCUCAUAGUGAAUCGGAUUGGUUGGCUUGGCAAGAACCACAACAUUAUGAAUAUAGAUUAAAUGUUUAA